CACCCCUGUGUUUCCAACUCCACGCCCCGGGCGGGCUCUCGUCUCGGCAACAACUGUGAUUCCUCAGACUUGCGAGCGUUGCCGUCGGCAUCCUUGCUGCGGCCACCGCUGAAGCCGCCGCCCGAUCAGGUGAGGCGAGGCGGCCACCGCUGAAUCCUCCUUCGCCCUCUUCACCUAUUCCGGUUUGCAUCCAACCCCUUGCGCCGUCCGAACUUUUCUUGCCCCCACAGCGUCCGCGCCUGCGCGCUGCCUGUUCGACGCAAUGCCUCCGAGGAAAAGGGGGAGAAAGGACGAGGGAGCGGCUACGGCGGCGCCUCCGGAAGUUGGUCGUGACCACAUCAGCGCCUUACCGGACGACGCCCUCCAGCACAUACUCUCUUCCCUCCCGGCGCAGGACGCCGUGCGGACAUGCGCACUCGCCCGGCGCUGGCGCCACCUCUGGAAGUUCACCAAAGAUCUGCACAUGACCACUCCGGAUUCAAUUGAGGAGAUCCGGGAGUUCGUGGACCAUCUGCUGCUCCUCCGUGCGGGCUUGCCUAUCGACACGUUCGAGCUCGGGGCCGGUGAUGGCUUGUCCGAAGAUGACAUUCCCCUCGUUAACCUCUGGAUCCGGCAUGCGGUGGCGUACAAAGUCCAGGUGCUCCAGCUCGAGAUCUUUGGCAGGUGGACCUGGCUUAAACUGAAGAACCUUCAUCUAGUCUUCGCCUCCCAGCAUUUGACUAGGCUAGAGUUUGCCAACAUAAGGUUCAACGACAGCUUCUUUAACUUCUCAAGCUGUCUUGCAUUGCAAGAUCUACGUAUUAGAAUGUGUGAAUUAAUGCAUGCCAAGAGGAUCUCGUCCUACAUUCAUGCCCCGAAUCUUGCUUCACUGUGGCUCGAUGAAGCUUUUGAAAGGGCUGCUGUGCUUGAGAGAAUGCCGUCCCUAGUAGAGGCAGUUGUUACAAUCCAUGUUUUCUGUUCUAACUCGUGCAGCCGUACUACCUCUGGGAGUUGUGAUGAUUUGGACUGCCAAGGUUGCCAUGACAUAGAAGAAGAUGAUACAUGUGUUCUUCUUCAGGGUUUAUCUAUAGCUAAGAACUUGGCACUUGUAGCUCUGUCCAAUACGUUUAUUUUCAGAAGGGACUUGAAAUGGUGUCCCACGUUUAGCAAUUUGAGGACUUCGCUACUCAAUGAAUAUUGGUGUGUGCCUGCUGAUUUCAGUGCACUAGAAUGCAUUCUUGAACAUUCACCGGUUUUAGAGAAACUCACACUUCAACUGUUUUGCAAGGGGCCUAAAAGUAAAGUUGAAAUAAAAGGAAUCCCCGAUCCAAUUGAGAGAUCAGCUGCAAUAUCUGAACAUCUUCGGAUAGUAGAAGUCAAAUGUGAAGUGGUUGAUGAGACAGUCCUAAAUGUUUUGAAGUUCCUGAACAAAUUUAACAUAAAUAAGCUCCGACUUCACUACUCACACUCUUUAUAUUUCUGCAAUUUGCUUUGACAUGGGAUAGAAAGCAAGAUAUAGUUGAUGAAGAAACCCCUAAGUUCCUUGGGAUAAUAGUGAAUGUUGGACAAAUGUAGAUAGUGAAACUCUUCACAACAUGUGGUGGGUUGAAAUGGAAAACGAAAAAAAAAAUGGAUUUGCAAGUUUAAAUGAACUGCCUUCCAUAAUAUGUUAACCUGUAGUUAAUCGAAGUUUCACUGUAGCUACACUUAAGUACGUAGAAUAUUUGUCCAGCUUUGGAAUAAUUAGAUAUUAUGAGAUUUGGCCAAGUAUCUCAAGUUUGUUUGCCUUUCAGUAGACACUCCUUGUAAUGUAUUAUGCAUUUCAGAUUCGUGCACUACAGGUUUCAAUUUUGAGGAAUAGAAGGUUCGGACUGAAGAUGGAUCUGCUACACUUAAUUAGUACAUUGAGAACCAACGCUCGUGCGAAGAACCAACGCUACCAAUGAUGAUUUUUCUUUAUUGUCAGAGUGAUUCAUUUCAGUUCCACAAAUAGGA
Phragmites australis (common reed) is the source of this 1974-nucleotide messenger RNA. RefSeq names its product MEIOTIC F-BOX protein MOF-like. Bases 263 to 1474 code for a protein of 403 amino acids. The record is from RefSeq and is a predicted model, not a curated record. Gene Ontology annotation, molecular function: protein binding. Lineage: Eukaryota; Viridiplantae; Streptophyta; Magnoliopsida; Poales; Poaceae. The transcript is spliced from 4 exons.